This is a messenger RNA of Erythranthe guttata (spotted monkey flower), 1882 nucleotides long. RefSeq names its product Protein kinase superfamily protein (gene CRN). The record is from RefSeq and is a predicted model, not a curated record. Gene Ontology annotation, biological process: protein phosphorylation. Lineage: Eukaryota; Viridiplantae; Streptophyta; Magnoliopsida; Lamiales; Phrymaceae. Gene Ontology annotation, molecular function: ATP binding; protein kinase activity. Gene Ontology annotation, cellular component: membrane.
UAAUUUGUGGCAAAUUCGCCUUUACGUUAAAAAAAAAAAAACCAUUUACAAAAAAUAUUAAAAUUGGAGUUAUUCCAUCAAAUCAUGAAUUAAUCCAAUUGUGGGACAAUUGCUCUAGAAAUUUGUUUGUAUGUAAGAAAUGUUUCUUUUAGGAUAUCUCACUUCAAGGCUAACCGAGGUAGCACUCUAUAUUCUUCUUGGGAGAGAUGCAGUGAAGUAGAGAGAGAGAGAGAGAGAGAGAGAGAGAGAGAGAGAUUGAGCCGAAGGUGGACGCUGCUUUGAAAAGAAAAAAAAAAAGGUUGGAAUAAUGUGAUGUAAUGAUAUUCCUUCUCUCUUCAAUGCAAAGAUUAGAUUUUUAUUUGGUUUGAUUUUUUCUGGCACUGUUUCUCAAUCAACUCAAGUGGGUACUCUCUGCUUCAAAAAAAGCUUCAGUCUUUUUUUGACCCAUUUGGGGGUUUUCAAGAUUCCCCUGUUCAAACUUUCUUCUCCGGUUUGAAUUCCCAUUUCACAACAGCAAGGUACGAGGUUUUCUCUAAUGGCGAACAGGGCACAAGCGGUGGUAAUAACAACCACAACCACUACUAGUACGAGGUUUCAGGUUUUGCCCUUCAUUUUAAUCUGUCUGAACAACGUCUUAUCCGCUGAAUGCAUAGAUAGGAUUACCAAAAGCGAGCCCCCCAAAAUCAAGAACCGGCUGCUUUUCAAGAUUCUGCUGAGUGUGUUCUUGGGAAUUAUUACAGGUUUAAUCUGUGCCCUUUUAUUCGCUCUCUUAGCAAGAUAUUUUCUCAAGUACAUUAACAGAAAAACCCCAACCCCCAAACCCCUUAUUCUCUUCUCUCCGAAAAUCUCUCCCAAAACACUAAAAUCAGCUAUGUCAAAUGAACCCCACUUGCUUGGUUCAAGCUCCAAUGGAGAUUACUACAAGGUUGUCCUAGACAACGGCCUCACAGUUGCAGUUAAAAAGCUCAACCCCUUUGUUCCGAAUACGUCGGCGACGACGAAGAAGAAGAAGCGAGUUAAACGGGAGCUCGAUACGCUUUCGAUCCUACGGCAUAGGAAUUUGAUGAGUUUGAGGGGUUAUGUGUUUGAAUCUAAUAUAUGCUCUUUGGUUUACGACUACGCCCCGAAUGGGAGCCUUGAAGAUGCGAUGAGGAGCGCGAGGGAGGAUCGGUUGGAGCUUAAAUGGGAGGUUCGUCUUCGGAUUGCUGUUGGGAUUAUUAGAGGGCUUUACUAUCUUCAUUUCAAUUGUGAACCGCAAAGGCUGCAUUGUAAUUUGAAGCCUUCGAAUGUUAUCUUGGGGCCGCAGUUCGAGCCUCGUUUGGCGGAUUGUGGGUUGGCUCCGAUUCUUCCGGAUUUUUCUCGUGCGGGCUCGUGUUACACUGGACCGGAGUGUUCUCUGAAUUGUCGGUAUACGGAUAAAAGUGAUAUCUUUAGCUUUGGGGUGAUAUUGGGUGUUCUAAUAACGGGUAAAGACCCGUUGGAUCCGAUGUUUGGGGAAGGAGGAAGCAGCUUAGGGCAAUGGCUAAGGCAAAUGCAGCAAAGUGGGGAGGUUAGAGAAACGAUAGACAAGAAUAUUUUAGGACAAGAAAUUGAAGAAGACGAGAUGGUUAUGGCUGUUAGUAUUGCAGUUGUGUGCAUGUCGGAAUUGCCUGCGGAUCGACCGUCGAGCGAUGAACUCGUUUCAAUGCUGACUCAGUUGAAUAGUUUUUGAAUCGAAGACAUAGAGAGAGAGAGAGAGAGAGCUUUUGGUUGUUCUCACGGCUUAUACGGGGAUGCUUUGCGUACUUAGGUUUGCCGUGAGAGCAACCAAAUGAGCUCCGGUAGUGAUUUUCUUGAUUUCACCGAUUAACGAGCAAAAUAUUAUUAUAUAUAUAUAUGUUAA